Messenger RNA from Amphiprion ocellaris (clown anemonefish), 2056 nucleotides. RefSeq names its product phosphatidylinositol-specific phospholipase C, X domain containing 3 (gene plcxd3). Gene Ontology annotation, molecular function: phosphoric diester hydrolase activity. The coding region runs from base 157 to 1128 and encodes 323 amino acids. Gene Ontology annotation, cellular component: synapse. The record is from RefSeq and is a predicted model, not a curated record. NCBI's taxonomy places the organism in Eukaryota, Metazoa, Chordata, Actinopteri, Pomacentridae. Gene Ontology annotation, biological process: lipid metabolic process. The transcript has 6 exons.
GAGAGAGAGAAAGUGAGGCAGGGCGAGAGUGUGUGUGUGUGUGUGUGAUUGUGUCUGUCUGUGUGCGUGGAGAGAAAAGGGGGCUAGAGCGCACUCCAGGUUGGCGCAGGCACCGGUCCGGGAGAAAGGAGCGUUGUGUGCACGGUUGCCGGCAGCAUGGCUUCGUCUCACGGGAGAAGCGACCUGCGCUUCGCCGACUGGAUGGCAAGUUUACCGCAGAGCAUGCACACCAUCCCGCUCACCAACCUGGCGAUCCCCGGUUCCCACGAUUCCUUCAGCUUCUACAUCGAUGAGGCGUCUCCAGUGGGCCCCGAGCAGCCGGAGACGGUGCAGAACUUUGUUUCUGUUUUUGGCACAGUUGCCAAGAAGCUAAUGAGGAAGUGGCUGGCUACGCAGACGAUGAACUUCAAUAGCCAACUGGAGGCUGGGAUCCGCUUCUUUGACCUGCGCAUCUCCACUAAGCCCCGUGACCCUGACAAUGAGCUGUUCUUCGCCCACGGGCUCUUCAGCGCCACGGUCAGAGAAGGCCUAGAGCAGAUCAGCAGUUUCCUGUCAGCUCAUGCCAGAGAGGUCGUGUUCCUGGACUUCAACCACUUCUACGGCGUGCAGAACCUGCACCAUGAAAAACUGGUUGCCAUGUUAAAAGAGGUGUUCGGAGACAAACUCUGCCCUGUUGUUUUCGCUCAGGAGGUGACUCUGCAGUAUCUGUGGGAGAAAGAGUACCAGGUGCUGGUCUUCUACCACCACCCCAUGGCCCUGGAGGUGCCCUUCUUGUGGCCAGGCCAGAUGAUGCCCUCUCCCUGGGCCAACACCACCGACCCAGAAAAGCUGGUUCAAUUUCUGCAGGCAUCUGUCACUGACCGCAGGAGGAAGGGGACGUUCUUUGUCUCCCAGGUGGUUCUGACACCAAAGGCGAGCACUGUGAUGAAGGGUGUGGCCAGUGGGCUGAGGGAGACAAUUACAGAAAGGGCGUUGCCAGGCAUGAUGCAGUGGAUCAGAUCACAAAGGCCGGGGGAGAGUGGCAUCAACAUCAUCACGGCCGAUUUUGUGGAGCUGGGAGAAUUCAUCAGCGCAGUCAUCACCCUCAACUAUCACCUGGAUGAAGACGACGACGAUGACGCCACCUGAGAGCCCACGACGGGGGCGUUCAGGGGAGCGUAGUCACCGCCGCUUACCGCUAGUGGUUUGAGUCUGUGCUCUCACUCUUUUCCCUUUGGCAUUUAUUUCAGGAGGGGAGCUGCACUGCUCCUUUCACUUUAUUUAGGGCUAUAGUGAAUUGAGAGGUCACGUGGAAAAAAGGGGGUUGAGGAAAAGGCAAGUUGAGAUUGGUAGGAACACUGGUGUGUGGUUGGAGCACUGUGAGAAUGAGGUUUAGUUUUGUUUCCCGUUUUGGAGGAUCAAAAUGUUUAUUUUUUCUCCCCCAAGUGAGAUGUUAGUUUUCCUUACUCACCGUGCUGUAAAAAAAGACACAACUGCUUUUUCCACUGAUCAAAUGCACUGUUUUUAGGCUUAACACUUCACCAAGGGUAGGUCCCUCAGAGCAUAUCAACCAUCUGCUAAGUGUGUUGGUACAUCAAUCUUGGUAUUCUAGUAAUAGUGAGAGUUUUUUUUUUCUUUUAAGAGGCUGUUUUAAAUAAUGUGUAACUCAAAUUGUAGGCUGGCGUAAGUAUCUAGCAGUUGUAUGUCUUGUUUGGAAAAUCUGUCCAAGUGAAAUCUCUCUCUCUCUCUUUUUUUUUUAAACAAUAUGCAUCCCUCAUCAGAUCACUGCAGGUGUUUGCAAAAAAAUGCCUUCAGCAGCUUAAAUGCACAGUCUUGUCAUGAUGUGUUUCUUUACUACAUGGGCAAGAAAUUAACCGUUUUCAGUACUUUGAUGGUUACAAUGACAGUAAUCUCUCAUGAGGGUUUUCAACUAGUAAUAGUCACCACUGAAGUCAAGACAUUUACCAGGUACGUGCGUAGCAUACAAGUGAUUGAUUAAAAUCCUUCUUUCACAAAUUAAAGCCAAGAGAGAGAGAGAGAGAGGUGCAGCAUGACCAGCCAGGGAAAUGUACCAAUU